AUGAAGUCUUUUAGAUCAAAAGGACAUAACAAGAUAGAAUUUCCUCCUUUACAAUCAUCUAAUUCAUUUGAUAAUCAGUUAGAUUCUAUUGAUUCAUUUAUUCAAUCAGAUAAAAUUAAUAAAAAUGAAAAAAAAUUAUAUGAAAUAGAAUUAUUAGUACAUUCUUAUGAAUGGUAUUCAUUGUUAACUUCAGGUGAAUUGAAACAAAUUGAUUCUGUUGAUAUGGGAAAGUUGAGAAAAACUUUAGUUUCAAAUCUUCAGGUUGCUCAACUACGUAGAUACUUACCAUUAUAUGAGAAAAAAUAUGACCAAAAUGAAUAA
This is a messenger RNA of Entamoeba dispar SAW760, 321 nucleotides long. RefSeq lists its product as uncharacterized. The transcript has 2 exons. The coding region runs from base 1 to 321 and encodes 106 amino acids. Lineage: Eukaryota; Evosea; Mastigamoebida; Endamoebidae. The record is from RefSeq and is a predicted model, not a curated record.